AUGCCGUCUGAACGCCCCAAUGUACCGGUGAAGCUGUCCUUGCCGUUGGUAACUGACACGGCCGAAAAGCAAUACCAGCAGGACAUCUUCACCGAACUGCGCGCGGAGGAUGAGCUGGUCAUCCUUGCUCGAGGCCUCGGGCUUCUGCGCUUGGUGACGAAUCUGCUCCAUUUCUACGAUGCUGCAGGUAACAACCUUGUGUUAGUCGUGGGCGCCGACGAUCGGGAAAAUGAGUGGAUCGGAGAGGCGUUGGCGGAGCACCAUGCUAUCAGCAAGACGCCUUUGGCUAGGGGUCUGAAAGUGAUCAACACCGACAGAGCCACGGUUCCAAUGCGCGAGAAGAUCUACGCGCAGGGUGGUGUUCUGAGUGUGACAUCCAGGAUACUGGUGGUGGAUUUCCUAUCAAAGCUGCUUGACGCCGGAAAGGUUACCGGGAUGGUCGUGUUGCAUGCGGACAAGAUUGUUGCAACUUCCAUCGAGGCCUUCAUUAUCCGCGCUUACCGCGAGCAAAACAAGCGAGGCUUCCUCAAAGCGUUCUCCGAUGCGCCCGAGCCUUUCGCAACAGGGUUCGCUCCCUUGGCCACUUCCAUGCGCAACCUUUUCCUUCGCAAGGCAUCACUAUGGCCGCGCUUCCACGUCACCGUCGCAGAAUCGCUGGAAGGCCACCGGAAAGCGGAAGUGAUUGAACUUGAGGUUCCCAUGAGUGAUAAGAUGCGCGAAAUACAAAAUGCCGUCCUUGAGUGUGUGGAGAUCUGCAUCGGCGAGCUGAAGAAAGCAAACACGGGGCUGGACAUGGCGGACUGGACCUUGGACAGUGCUCUGCACAGGUCUUUCGAUAUCUCAAUCAGGCGUCAACUCGAUCCCAUAUGGCACCGCGUGAGCUUCCGGACAAGGCAGAUUGUCAGCGAUCUGUCGGAUCUUCGGGCUAUUCUCCAUGCCUUGCUGACCUACGACGCCGUCUCCUUCCUCAAGUAUCUUGACACCAUUGUUACCGCACACACACCGCCUCCUGGAUCUACGAAACACAACUAUUCGCCGUGGCUUUUCCUUGACGCGGCUGACGUACUGUUUCAGACCGCGAGGUCGAGGGUAUAUCAAGGCCGGAUAGGCAACGAUGUAGCUCGCUCAUCAGCCACGUCGUUUCCCACUACACUUCAACCUACAUUGGAAGAGCAGCCCAAGUGGGAGGUGCUGUCGGAAGUCCUGCAAGAGAUCGAGACAGACGCUUAUCUCAAUCCCGUCAACGUGGAUGAGUCAAACAAUACCGUCUUGAUCAUGUGUAGCGACCAACGCACAUGUCGGCAACUCCGAGAAUACCUGGGCACAAUGCACGCCAAAGUAAGCAAUGCGAAGCAAAGCUCCACAGAUCCGGGUGAUGCCAUCGAUGAAAAUGCAGGUUCGGCCGGAGUGAUGUUGCGCAGAAAACUACGGGAUUAUCUUGACUGGAAGAGUUCAUUGUCAAAUGUUAGCAAGAACCUUUCAUCCAAACCGCCUGACGAGGCCGCACAAGCUUCAGCAGGCAGGAACCUACCCGGAUCUUUGAACCAGCAGGGAAGACAUCCGUCGAAUAAACGGCGCCGGGUCCGCGGCGGAGGUGCAGCAACUGCCGCCCCAGGACGCGCGCCAAACACUGGCAUUCAGGUUCCGAUUGAGCCCUCAGCUCAAGUUUCAGCAUUGCUCGAUGAGAUCCAACCGACAGAGGUCGAGGAGACUCAAAAGGAGGAAAUCAUCAUCGAUGACCUGGACGACAUGGAGGACUACUACGAACUAUGCGAUAUGGAUGACCUGGUCAUGAUACAUCCCUAUGAUGGGGACAUGGACGAGCAUAUCCUCGAGGAGGUUCGCCCACGGUACAUCAUCAUGUACGAACCGGAAACUGCGUUCAUCCGCCGAGUGGAGGUCUAUCGCAGCUCCCACGUUGGAAGAGACGUCCGGGUCUACUUCACCUACUACGGAGGAUCUGUCGAGGAGCAGCGCUAUCUCAGCGCCGUCCGACGAGAGAAAGACUCAUUCACGAAACUCAUCAAAGAGAAAGGCAACAUGGCCAUCACCAUCACCCACGACAAGAGCCAAGAGGACCCUCAAGAACAAUUCCUCCGCACCGUGAACACCCGCAUCGCCGGCGGAGGCCGACUCGCGGCCACCGCAUCCCCCCCUCGAGUCGUGGUCGAUGUGCGCGAGUUCCGGAGCGCGCUCCCCUCGCUCCUCCACGGCAACAAUAUGGUCGUGGUCCCCUGCCAACUGACCGUCGGCGACUACAUCCUCACACCGGACAUCUGCGUCGAACGCAAAUCAAUCCGCGACCUAAUCACCUCCCUCCGCAACGGCCGUCUCUACAACCAAGCCGAGACCAUGCUCCAACACUACAAGAACCCCCUCCUGCUGAUCGAAUUCGACCAAAACAAAUCCUUCACCUUCGACGCCUUCGCCUCCGCCACCGUCCCCGGCACCACCUUCCUCACCGACUUCGGCUUCUCCUCCUCCGGCGCCAGCACCGUCUCCACAAACAGCUCCCUCGUCAACCCCUCCGCUCCCAAAUCCGCCCAACACCUCCUCGUCCUCCUCACCCUCACCUUCCCCCGCCUCAAGAUCAUCUGGUCCUCCUCCCCCUACCAGACCGCCGAGAUCUUCGCCGAGCUGAAGAAGAAUAACCCCGAGCCCGAUCCUAUCCGCGCCGUGCAGAUCGGUCUGGAUAUUGAUAUCGCGGCCGCGUCUGGCUCCGGUGAUGUCAUGGCGGCUGCCGGCAUCGAGCAUCGCGUCUUUAAUCUCCUGCCCCAGGAUAUGCUCCGCGCUGUUCCGGGCGUGAAUCCUCAGGCCCUGGAGCGGUUGAUCGUGGAGACGGAGAGUAUUCAUGAGAUCGCCAAUAUGGAGGUCGAGCAGUUGGAUCCGUUGGUUGGGGUUGAGGCUGCCCGGAAGAUAGUGGGGUUUUUUCGCAAGAGUGUGUUUGAGGAGGGUUGAUGUAGACAGACAGACAUACAUACUAUAUACAUACGUGCC
Molecule: messenger RNA, 2997 nt
Organism: Aspergillus heteromorphus CBS 117.55
Lineage: Eukaryota; Fungi; Ascomycota; Eurotiomycetes; Eurotiales; Aspergillaceae
Product: ssDNA endodeoxyribonuclease RAD1
Exons: 8
Coding region: 1-2958 (985 amino acids)
Biological process (GO): nucleotide-excision repair involved in interstrand cross-link repair; double-strand break repair via single-strand annealing, removal of nonhomologous ends; resolution of meiotic recombination intermediates
Cellular component (GO): nucleotide-excision repair factor 1 complex
Molecular function (GO): damaged DNA binding; single-stranded DNA endonuclease activity; single-stranded DNA binding
Source: RefSeq, a predicted model, not a curated record